AUGGCGUCCGAGACGACCCCGUUGACGCUGAGCCCCAGCUUGCAGCGCUAUGCGCAGCAGGAGGCUCGCAACCGUAAUAUCCGUCGCGCGUUAAUCGCUGUGGUGUCGCUCAUUGGCGUUUGCCUGAUAGUAGUGUACGUGGUAGAGCCACCUUUCUUCAAGAAGAAGGUCGAUACUGAGCCGGAAGGUAUUCCUGUAACUACGGGGACUGGAAAUCAUGACGUCUUCUGCGGACUCACUACGCAAGACUCGGGAUACAUCAAACUACCCAACAAGGUCGACGACCACUACUUCUACUGGUACUUCGAGUCACGCAGCCAGCCAGCUACUGACCCGCUCGUGCUCUGGCUCACGGGAGGACCAGGAUGCUCCAGUAUGAUGGCGCUUCUCACUGAGAACGGACCGUGUCACGUACAGCCGGAUUUGUCUACGAAACUCAACCCGUACUCAUGGACGAACGAGAGCAACGUGGUCUGGUUGGACCAGCCAACGACCGUGGGGUUCACAUACGGCGACGAACGUGACUCCGACAACAGCGAGGACAACGUCGGGGAGAAUAUCUACUACUUUUUGCAAGGUUUCUUUGAGAAACACCCGGAACUUGCCGGUCGCGACUUCUACAUCACUGGCGAGAGCUACGGCGGCCACUAUGUUCCUGUAGCUGCACACUACGUUUGGGAACAGAACAAGGUAAACAUCGGAACGUCGAAGCACAUUAAUCUAAAGGGAAUCGCGAUUGGCAACGGUAUCACACAGGCUUCCAUCCAGCAACCACACUACGUUGACAUGGCGGAGAAGAACGCGUACGACAUCCCGCUUGUGGACGCCGCUCAACUUGAACAAAUGAAGGCCGAUGCACCUGUAUGUGGCGCAAUUCUCGGCGACUGUCCGCAGAAUAUCACGGCGUGCUUUGAAGGAACCGUGUUCUGCACGGAGAAGCUGUUUCUUCCGCUAUUAUCUGCCAACCGGAACCCGUACGACAUCCGCAUGCCGUGUACCAAGAUGGACGACCCGACCAAGUGCUACGACAUGUCGUAUGUCUCCAAAUACCUGGACUCUCCUAAUGUUCGUGAAUCUCUGGGCGUCGACUCGAAGCGUGUGGGUGCGUGGCAGGAGUGCAACAUGGACGUCAACAUGGCGUUCUACAUGACGGCAGAUAUGGCCAAGCCGUUCCACACGUACGUGGCGGAUCUGCUGAACGACAACCUGCGCGUCCUCAUUUACGCUGGCGACGCCGACUUGAUGUGCAACUGGUACGGUAACCAGGCAUGGACGCUAGCUCUCGACUGGAAGGGAAAGGAGGGAUUCAACGCUGCUCCGGAGACGACGUACACCACGGCCGACGGAACGAAUGGUGGCGUCGUGCGGUCGUUCAACAACCAGUUCACGUUCUUGAAGGUGUUCAACUCGGGUCACAUGGUGCCACAGGACCAACCUGCUGUGGCGCUUGACAUGCUUAAUAAGUUCCUCAACAACCAGUCAUUCUGA
Messenger RNA from Phytophthora infestans T30-4, 1488 nucleotides. Its product is annotated as serine protease family S10, putative. The record is from RefSeq and is a predicted model, not a curated record. The transcript has a single exon. Gene Ontology annotation, biological process: proteolysis. Bases 1 to 1488 code for a protein of 495 amino acids. Gene Ontology annotation, molecular function: serine-type carboxypeptidase activity. NCBI's taxonomy places the organism in Eukaryota, Oomycota, Peronosporomycetes, Peronosporales, Peronosporaceae.